GGGCAGCGACCGGAACUCCGGCGAAGGAAGUAAAUGGCAAAGGAACGCUGAGGCAUCGGUAACCGCCCCUACGGCGAGUCAGAAAGGCCCAACCCUGUUUGCCGCGGGACAGGCGGCGCACAACCGGGGCGACAAACAGCGCCAAGAUGGAAGAUCGCGAUCAGAGCGCAGCGGCUCAGCGACCACCGGCGGCGCCCGCAGACCCCUCCGCCAAGACCCUCUGAAGCGAAUUGCGCAGGCUCGACUCGGUGCGUGAAGCCCGGCAGACACGCGGGCCGGCGUCACCCCGGCGGCAUCCCGCGGUUCGCGGUGACAGCUCCGCGGCCGCCAUGUCGCACACCGGCAGCAGCGGCGACUCCUCGCCGGACUUGCGCCGCCGCCGCUCGCGCCGGCCGCACGCGCAGGAGGACACGGCGGAGGCGGAGGCGGCAGGCGAGAGGCUCCGGCAGCUCAACAUCGGCGAGGGCGACGACAGGGAGCACAACAGGAUGAUCCGCAGCCAGUAUCGGGAGCUCAUCUCCACCGUGCAGCAAAAUCGAGAAUCCAUGCUCAAUUCAAAAAGCAACAGGCUGACAGAAGCUUUGGAAGAAGCCAAUAGACUUUUUGAUGGAGUUUGCAGGGCACGAGAGGCUGCACUGGAUGCCCAGUUCCUUGUCAUAGCAUCCAAUAUAGGAAAGGAGAAGGCCAAUGAGUUACACUCAGAGAUGUCAGCAUUUGAUUCAACAGCAUUUGCAGAAGACUUGCUGACCUUCAUGGGUAUAAAUCGCACAGAAGUGGAAGAAGCUGAUGACUCUGAGGACGUUCCAGGUGAUUUUUUACCCAGUCAUGCCUGGCAAAAAAUGGGGGAAGAAGCACCCAAGUACUUCAGGAGAGCACCCACUUUUCACUACAUGAUGGGAUCCUUCAAGUCUGAGCCUCCUGUACGAAAGCAGCGGAUUGAGAGGCAGAAGAAAGCUAGCAGAGGGAAAGCAGAACGGGCAAUGCCUGCUCAGUUAAAAGAAAUGGAGCAGUCUCAUCAAGAAGCUACAGAAAAAGAAGUAGAGAGGAUCUUGAGAAUACUGCAAACUCAUUUUGAAAAUGAUCCUAAUACACCCAUUUCCUUCUUUGAUUUUGUGAUUGAUCCGAACUCGUUUGCACGGACUGUGGAAAAUGUGUUUCAUGUGUCCUUCCUUGCCAGGGAUGGUCUUGCAAAAAUAAAGCUGGAUGAAGAUGAAUUGCCAAUAAUAGAGCCUGUCAAGCCCAGCGAGGGAGAGGGAGGGGAGGAGGACAGCAGAGCUGCAGCACGGAACCAGGUGGUCAUAAGUCUGGACCAGAGAGAAUGGAAGGAGAUCAUAGAAACAUUUCAGAUAACAGAAGCUAUGAUUACCCCUCUUUAUCAGAGCACUGAAGAAGAAAUGGAGACAGAGUAACUGUUCAAGUGCCUUAAAGAAAAUACUUCAGGACAUUUCUUCCAACAACUGUUUUAUAUGUAUAUGUUGUAAAAUUAAAUAUAUUUUUUUCUGGAACAUCUCAAUGCUUUAUAUGAGCUGCUUUGUUUUAAACCAUGGAAUGGGUUGGGUCAGAAGGGACCUUAAAUCCCACUUAGUGUCACCCCAGCCAUGGCGGGGACACCUUCCACUAUCCCAGGCUGCUCCAAGCCCUGUCCAGCCUGGCCUUGGACACUUUGAGGGACCCAGGGGCAGCCACAGCUGCUCUGGGCAACCUGAGGAAGUCUGGACUUGUGACAGAGUUAUUGAUGUAUUAUGGCUCAGUUUGCUACUUCAUAUGAAGUUUACUGUCACUCAUGAAAAAGGUAAAAAGCAAACACUGUCCCUUCUUCCCUCUCUUGUCCCACCCCAGCAGCAGCAAGUGCAAUUCACAUGGUUAAACAUCCCUGCUGGGAUAAUCUUGCUAUCCUGUAUGAUUUUGGGUGCUGCAGGAGAAUGGAUACUGCCCUGCUGUUGUUGCUACUCUGG
Melospiza georgiana is the source of this 1955-nucleotide messenger RNA. It is a transcript of the gene NSMCE4A, whose product is annotated as NSE4 homolog A, SMC5-SMC6 complex component. Lineage: Eukaryota; Metazoa; Chordata; Aves; Passeriformes; Passerellidae. The transcript has 11 exons. Gene Ontology annotation, cellular component: nucleus; Smc5-Smc6 complex. Gene Ontology annotation, biological process: DNA repair. Bases 330 to 1409 code for a protein of 359 amino acids. The record is from RefSeq and is a predicted model, not a curated record.